UUCGUUAAUUAUGUUUUGCAGGCUACAGUACAUAUUUAGUUUAUAAUGUUUAACAUAUUCUGUCUUUACUAGAUAAAACUUAUUUCACUGAGGAAGAACUUAAAAAAGUUGGCGAUAUGUACCAACAUUUGAAUUGGUACACGAGAUGCCAUAAAUCUAUGGCUUCCAGCAUAAAUGAGGAGGAUUUGUGUAUAAUAUGUUAUUCAAAUAAAAACAAUGUAACUUUGAGACCGUGUAAACACCAAUGCUGCAAAUUAUGUAUAAAUCAUCACGUACUUUAUUCACGAGUUUGUUUUUACUGUAAAGGAAGAAUUGAAUCAGUGGUGGAUGCUAAUAAUUCAUCGAUUGUAAUACAUGAUUUUGGAACUGAACCCCCACCGUUAUUGUGACCCAAAGAACUCAACUACAGACCAAUAUCAUAUUUAUAUAUUAUAUAUUUAUAUAUAUAAUAUACAUAAAACAUAUAAUAGUUAUUAUUGAAUAAACAAUUGAAAAUAUUUAUAUGCUAUUGAAUUAAAAAAGUUAAGCAUUAAUUAUGUCAAAUUAUGAUCGAUAAAACAAUCUAGCUACCUACUAUUUAAUGAUAUUAAAUAAUUUAUGUCAAAAUAACUAUUGCAGAUUGGUAAAAAAAACUGUGAAGUACAAAACAUUAAUUUAUCAACCUUUAAAAACAUAUACACACUCGUUAUAAAUCAUUCUUAAAGUUGAUAUUGACAAGUACAAAAUUUUCGUUCUUCCUCAGU
Messenger RNA from Acyrthosiphon pisum (pea aphid), 743 nucleotides. Its product is annotated as E3 ubiquitin-protein ligase RNF123-like. The coding region runs from base 117 to 389 and encodes 90 amino acids. Gene Ontology annotation, molecular function: ubiquitin-protein transferase activity. The transcript is spliced from 2 exons. NCBI's taxonomy places the organism in Eukaryota, Metazoa, Arthropoda, Insecta, Hemiptera, Aphididae. Gene Ontology annotation, cellular component: cytoplasm. The record is from RefSeq and is a predicted model, not a curated record.